UUUUGGUAAUAAUACAAAACUGUGUACAAAGUUAAAUUCGAGUUGCACCAAGUUUAUAUUUUUAAAUUAAAGGUUUUCGAAACGUAAUUUCUGGUUAAGAAAAUUUUGAAAUAAAGUUCCCCAUUUGAUAUUUUAAUUAAUUUAACUUUAGUUUUACUCAGACGCAUCCACGUUGAAUCAAAAUCAACAUAUAAUUUUGCUUUAUUAUCCCAAUUUAAUAAGUUUUCGGCCUCUUCUCAGGCAGCUGAAGCUGGUUGAAUCAUAAAAUACCUCCUACCUCCAUUGGUAUAGGCACCUAUUGUAUAAGUACAGGUAUGAAGUAUUUUAUUCCCCACUCAUUACACUUCUGCAGUAUUAUAUUUAAGUAUUUAUUAGAACUUUACACAGAGUUUUUCAAACGUUUAAUAGAAAUUUCGUAAACAAUCUUAUUAAAUUUUAUUUUUUAAAAUUGGUUACACUUGGAGGUUGGAAUUUUUUUAAAUAGAUAACAAUUUAUUGUCAAGUUAUUUGAAUGUAGUACCUAUACAAUUUGAAUUCAGUUAAUCAAAAUGUUUUAUUUGUACAUUUUAUGGUAUACAAAUGCUUUGAUAAUUUAUUUUAUUAUACUGUAUAAAUCAGAAGCUCACACAAUACAACUGUAUUUUGAUUGACUGCUUUUGACUUUUUGAUAGUGUCAUCAAAUAAUUCCCAAUUGUUAGGCCCUCUUUUACAGUACGCUACAUAGUGACCAACAGAUGUGCGCAAUCUACUUAGCCCUUUAGGAUUAUGUUAUUUAGGAUUAUAUUAAUACCUACGUUUCUACUCAUAAAUUAUACUAUGUAUAAUUUAUUAUUUUACUUAUUUUAUUUAAAAUAGUAUAAUGGCUUUUGGGUUUACUACAGCGCCAACACCUCUCUUCAAUUUUUUUUUUUAGUACUGUAACUCUAGUUGAAUAAUUUGUAUUGACUUGAAAAUUGAUAAUUUGGUGCCCCAUGAAUAAUCAUUCUUUAAUGAACUAAAUAUUUUGAAUAGUUUUUUCUGUUUAAGUUUCGGGGCAUUUUAGUUUGAACUUCGUAAUGUGUGUUUCUACUGUCAAAUUUUUUCCAAACUUUUAUUUUUGUUUUCUAAAAUCAAUUUGCCUGCGGGCGCCAACACCUCCCUUCAAUUUUUUUUUAUGAUUUUAACUCUAGCCAAAUUUUUUAAACAUUAACAAUCUGGUACCCUUUGAAUAAUUCUUUAAUGAACUAAAUAUUUUGAAUAGUUUUUUCUGUUUAAGUUUCGGGACAUUUUAGUUUGAACCUCGUAAUAAUUUUCAAAUUUUAUAGAAUUGAGGAAAAUUUGAAAAACCGGUACUGGUUCCGUUAAGGUAUAAUUAAAUUAAUCCAACUGUGAUAUUUAAAUUAAUGUUAAAGAUAUAUUUAAGGUAUUAGUGUUUUAAAACAGUCAGUACUCAUCACUUUAGUCACAAUGUGGUAAAUCCUAGUUUUUGCACUUUUCGGAACGUUAUUGACUUAGUGACAAAAUAGUGAUAAAAGUUGAAAAUCAAAAUUAUAUUUUAAUACUACAUUAAAAACCGAACAGGAAUUUAACAAGUAAUAACUAAUAACGAAUAUCUUUAAUGUUCUAUUGUCAAUCAAGGAUGAAAAAAAUAUAUAUAAAUUUCAUUAGGAGUUAUAUAGAAAAUAAGGCUGCGCUUUUUACAAUUGAUGGAUGUGGUCAGUCAUACUUUGACUGUGGCGUUAUUCCAGAAGUAUACGCAACUGUAGAUUUUGGAAUUUCAUCAAACGCUUCUCAAUGUUUUGACUUCAUGAGAAAGGUUCAAAAAGGAGGUCCACUAGUGAACUCAGAGUUCUAUCCCGGUUGGUUAACUCAUUGGCAAGAAUCAGUAUCUAUAGUCAACCCCAUCGAUGUUGUAAAACAAAUGAAAGUAAUGUUGGCAAUUAAUGCUUCGUUUAAAAUUUUCGGUACAAAUUUUGGAUUCACAUCGGGAGCGAAUACAAAUGACACCAAAGAAAGUAUUGGAUACUUACCACAGUUGACCUCAUACGAUUAUAAUGCUCCAUUGGAUGAAGCUGUAGACCCUACAGAAAAGUAUUUCAAAAUUAAACAGACACUUGAAGAAGCCAAAUAUGCUGUGACAAACGAGAUAUCACCAAAUCCCGCACCCAAAGGUGCCUAUGGAAAAUUCUAUUUAAGACCUUUGGUUAGCAUAUUUGAAAAGGUUGCUCAACGUAUUAAACCAGUGAUCAGUGAUGUUCCUUUACCGUUUGAGGACUUAGAUAUUAACACUGGUUUUGUAAUGUAUGAAACAACAUUAACAGAUGAUCAAAAAAAUGUUGAAAAUCCAGUAAACCUAACUGUGAACACGGUUAGAGAUCGAGCAAUCAUUUGCCUGGAUCAAGUACAAGUGGGUACUAUGAAUCGGUUGAAAGCUAAUACUACAAUAAGCUUAAACAUUAACCGUACUGUUCAAAACCUAAGCAUUUUAAUUGAGAAUCAGGGAAGGAUGAAUUUUGGAGACUUAAUUGAAGAUAGGAAGGGAAUUUUUGAUCAAGUGAUUCUCGGAAAUAAAAUAUUAAGCCCUUGGAAAAUGACUGCAUAUCCUUUGAAUGGUAAAUCAUGGAUUUCUUCAAUCAAAUCAGUUGAAAACGUCAACAGUGUUAAAUUACCAGCAUUUUAUAAAACACAGUUUACAUUAACAGUUAACUAUACAAAAUGUUUAGACACUUAUUUGGACACUUCAGGCUGGACAAAGGGUGUAGUGUUUUUAAACAAUGUAAACCUUGGUCGGUAUUGGCCACUUGGUGGACCUCAAGUUGCACUUUAUGUGCCAGCUCCUUUUUUAAAACCAUCACCUUAUGCCAAUACACUAGUGAUAUUAGAACUUGAAGGUACAUCUCAAGAUUUGUCCGUGAAAUUUGUGGAUAAACCUGUUCUUGAUGGUCCUAUAAUGACAUAG
Molecule: messenger RNA, 2938 nt
Organism: Metopolophium dirhodum (rose-grain aphid)
Lineage: Eukaryota; Metazoa; Arthropoda; Insecta; Hemiptera; Aphididae
Product: beta-galactosidase-like
Exons: 9
Coding region: 1598-2938 (446 amino acids)
Biological process (GO): carbohydrate metabolic process
Cellular component (GO): vacuole
Molecular function (GO): beta-galactosidase activity
Source: RefSeq, a predicted model, not a curated record